GAUAAGAAACAAGGAAAGUAGUUCAGGUUCAUCAUAAUGAUCAUCAAAUAUGACAUUUAAUGUAUUUAAAAGUGUGAAACUCAAAAUGAGCUAAAAUACCUUCUGAGUUAUGUCAUUGGAAUUUCUGGGUUUUUCAUUUAUUUGCUGCACCCUUGAGCUGUCGGCUGCUGUCAACAACAACCUGAUUAAAAAUGAAUUCAGAUUGGUUUCUUGCAUGCUUAAUCAGCCAGGUGGAGAUGGAUUUAACCAGUGGAUUAUUCUGUGUCUGGGACUCUUGAAUGCAGUUCUGUUGAUAGUUGCUGUUGUUCUUGGGAUUAACUGCGCCAAAGUCAAAGAGGACUCCUUGCACAUUUCCAACCCAGCUGUAACACAGCUCUUCAAUGAGCUCGACUAUCUCCGAAGCAACCACAGCGAUGUGAUCGAAGCUGAAGAGGAGGCCAAGAAGGCGUUAGAGAGCGCGAUCAACAACCACAAAGAAGUAAAGGUGAAAAUUGAGCAGCUGAAGACUGUCAAUGAUGGUUAUCAGAAACAGAUGCAAGCACUGCAAAUGGAGAAGGCAAACCUGAAGUCCAAUAUAUCAGCUUUAGAGGGAUCUUGUGGCGGAUGCCUCCCUGGUUGGGCUCUUUUCAACUCGUCCUGUUAUUUCUUCUCCUACACCGAGUCCUCUACUGUCAAAAAGAACUGGCAUCAGAGCAGAGAGGACUGUGGUAGUCGUGGCUCUGACCUGGUUGUGAUCGAUGACCAGGAAGAACAGAAAUUUGUCAGUAGCAACAUCCAAAAUAUGAAAACCAGUCGUCAGUGGUGGGAGAACGGAUUCUGGAUCGGUAUCACUGACAUAGAGACUGAGGACAGAUGGGUUUGGAUUAAUAAUGUCACAGAGGUCGAGCAACGGUACUGGAUGGAUGGCGAACCCAAUAAUGACGGAAUCAAUGGAGAGGAUUGUGGGGUUGCAGUUGCCUCCAUCUCUAAUCCCUGGAAGACUCGUUUUGAUGGAAAAUGCCAACUGCAUAACUUACACUGGAUAUGUGAAACGCCAUUAACCUCCUAGGACCUGGCGUCCACAGGCCACAAAAUGCAUGCCAUGAAAGAGUUCAGGUCUUAGGAGGUUAAGAUAAACUCUAUUCAAUGUUGAUAUACUGCUCAAGCAAUUAUUUCAGAUGUUAAUACCUUGAAUGAUCCUGACUGUACUAUAGCAGUGCUAUGUCCUCUAGUCUUGCAGAAUAUAUUACAGUGCAGUUUUGAAUAUUAAUAAAUACAUUCAAGACUUGUGUUUGGAUUUUUAAAAUGAA
This is a messenger RNA of Oreochromis niloticus (Nile tilapia), 1289 nucleotides long. RefSeq names its product C-type lectin domain family 4 member M. The transcript has 6 exons. The record is from RefSeq and is a predicted model, not a curated record. Bases 110 to 1048 code for a protein of 312 amino acids. Lineage: Eukaryota; Metazoa; Chordata; Actinopteri; Cichliformes; Cichlidae.